Molecule: messenger RNA, 1041 nt
Organism: Manis javanica (Malayan pangolin)
Lineage: Eukaryota; Metazoa; Chordata; Mammalia; Pholidota; Manidae
Gene: FKBP3
Product: FKBP prolyl isomerase 3
Molecular function (GO): peptidyl-prolyl cis-trans isomerase activity
Source: RefSeq, a predicted model, not a curated record
UCCAGCCCCGCCCUGGGGGCGGGGCGAGCCGGCUGUGGCGGGCUGGCUCAGUAGAGCAGAGGCAGCGGGGGAAGAUGGCGGCGGCUGUUCCACAGCGGGCCUGGACCGUAGAGCAGCUGCGCAGCGAGCAGCUACCCAAGAAGGAUAUUAUCAAGUUUCUUCAGGACCACGGUUCAGAUUCGUUUCUUGCAGAACAUAAGUUAUUAGGAAACAUUAAAAAUGUGGCCAAGACAGCUAAUAAGGACCAUUUGGUUACAGCCUAUAACCAUCUUUUUGAAAGCAAGCGUUUCAAGGGUACUGAAAGUAUAAGUAAAGUGGCUGAGCAGGUAAAAAAUGUGAAGCUUAAUGAAGAUAAACCCAAAGAAACCAAGUCCGAAGAGACACUGGAUGAGGGUCCACCCAAAUACACAAAAUCUGUUCUUAAAAAAGGAGAUAAAACCAACUUUCCCAAAAAGGGAGAUGUUGUUCACUGCUGGUAUACAGGAACACUACAGGAUGGGACUGUUUUUGAUACUAAUAUUCAAACAAGUUCAAAGAAGAAGAAAAAUGCCAAGCCUUUAAGUUUUAAGGUUGGGAUAGGCAAAGUUAUCAGAGGAUGGGAUGAAGCACUCUUGACUAUGAGUAAAGGAGAAAAGGCUCGACUGGAGAUUGAACCAGAAUGGGCUUAUGGAAAGAAAGGACAGCCUGAUGCCAAGAUUCCACCAAAUGCAAAACUCAUUUUUGAAGUGGAAUUAGUGGACAUUGAUUGAAACAGCAAUGCUUUAGAUAUAAUGACAGCAACAAUAAAACAAAGCUUUGAAGAAACUUAUGUAACUAAAUUAGAGCUGGUUACUAUUAUAAGGAAGAGUCAACUAGAAAAUUCAAGGAGUUAAAACUUAUUUACUGGAUCCCCCACUAUUAAGAAAUGUAAUGUGUCAUUAAUCCCUGAAGUUUAAAAUAUUUUACUACAACUGUGUAAAAUGUUGGUUAAGGAGAACUGAUUUUACUUUUACCUCAUGUUGUAAACUGAAAGGGUCAAUAAAAAUGUACCCAGUGUCUUGA